Molecule: messenger RNA, 839 nt
Organism: Camellia sinensis
Lineage: Eukaryota; Viridiplantae; Streptophyta; Magnoliopsida; Ericales; Theaceae
Product: LOB domain-containing protein 12
Source: RefSeq, a predicted model, not a curated record
CUCUACAAGCUCUUGAGCUCUCUCUUCUCGCUUUUUGUCUCACCAACUUUCUCCAGAGAAUUUUCCUGAGAAAAAAAUGGCUGGAAAUUCACCUUGUGCUUCCUGCAAAAUGCUGCGGCGUCGAUGUGCCAAGGAUUGCAUCUUUGCUCCUUACUUCCCUUCUCAUGACCCCCAUAAAUUCGCCAUUGUUCACAAGAUCUUCGGUGCUAGCAAUGUCAGCAAAAUGUUGCAGGAGAUUCCGGUUCAUCAGAGAGCAGAUGCAGUGAGCAGCUUAGUAUACGAAGCGAGUGCAAGAACAAGAGACCCUGUUUAUGGCUGCGUGGGAGUGAUUUCACACCUUCAAAACCAGGUGGCUCAGCUAAAAAUGCAGCUCGCGGUGGCUCAAGCCGAGAUGCUCUGCAUCCAUAUGCAGCAUGAGCCGGCCAUACCGGCUCCAGAGUCGUUUGACCGAGUCGACAAAUCUUUUCUUCUCCAAAACAACCUCCCACAGUGCCUCAAUUUUGUCUCUUCUACUAGCAAUGUAAUUCAGGACUCUCUCAAGAGUGAGUCCUUGCUUGGACAUCAUGACAUGGUUUCUUAUUAGUGAAAGGAAAAAAAAAAAUUUAUUUUUAGUCAUUUCUAAUCAUUUUGAUGAUAUUGAUGAUGAUGAUGAUGAACCUAGCAUCUGCAAACAAGGAUAAAUAUUGAUGGGGUCAACUCUAGCUAGCAUGUGAGGCAUGUAAGUGAAAUAGUGUUUUUCUUUCUAAGUUAUUAAACAAAUUAAUGAAGGUUACAUGUUGGUUAUGUUAAUUAAGCUAUGUUCCUUCAAUUCAAGGGUUGGUGCCGUUCUAAACUAUUCU